AUUAAAACACGCCGUGUGCAUGGAAGACUUUAACGUUUCCUGGCCGGAGGUGCUGCUCCUGAUUCGGCCUCAUGCGUGAGUAGCUGCUCGGUUUGUUUUGGAAGCUGUGGGAGGCUCGGAUCAGCUGACUGCCGCCUGUCCCCUCAAGAUGGGCCUCGGAGGUGCCAGGUGUCGGCUGUUGCGCCUGAUGUCAUGACGCGUGUGUUGAUAUUCCCUUGACAACCGCGGAUCGGAUACCAAUAUUCAGGCCCAUCAUGCCCGUCACGCUGCUGUGGGCCGUGGACGUCUACGGCCGGGUCUACAGCCUCUCCACGGCCGGCCAGCGCUGGGAGCGAGCCGACGACCUGCUGCUGGAGCUCAAGAGGGUCACGGCGGGGAAGGGCCGCUGCUGGGGCAUCGGCUGCGACCACCACGUUUACCUCAACAUGAUGCCCAGCGAGGCGUCCAUCCGCUACCGGGAGGAGACCUACGAAAACCAGAGGUGGAACCCGGUGGACGGUUUCACCGACACCCUGCUACCCACCGACCGCUGGCCGUGGAGCGACGUCACCGGGAUGAAUCCUCAACCGCUCCACAGCUUCCAGCUUCCCUCUCGCAGCUGGGAAUGGGAAGGGGACUGGUUUGUGGAUCAGAGCUGUGGAGGAGAACCGAGCCAGACUGGGGGCUGGGAGUAUGCAGUUGAUUUUCCGGCCAACUUCUCCCCAGACAAGAAGUGGAACUCAUGCGUUCGUCGUAGAAGAUGGAUCCGCUACAGAAGAUACACAGCACAAGGCACCUGGGCCAGGAUCCCGUUGGACAACCCCAAGAAACCUCCGCUGCCGCUCUGUGACAUCAGCUGUGGCGGCUGGGAGAUGAGCGACCAGUCGGGAAGGUAUCCUUACCUCUGGGGUGUUUCCCAACAAGGACAGGUGUGGUUCAGGGAAGGCAUCCAUCCUCGCGUCCCAGAGGGCUCCAGCUGGGAGGAGGUAGAUGUUCCCAAGGAGGUGGCUCAGUUAUCGGCCGGACCUGGAGACCUUCUGUGGGCUUUACUGUGGGACGGAAACCUGUUGGUUCGUACCGGCCUCAGCCUGGACAGCCCCACUGGCACAUCGUGGACGGAGGUGGAAUCACCAGGGAAGGAGGUUGAAGCUCUGCAUGUGUCUGUCGGAGUCAGCGUGGUCUGGGUGGUCACCAAAGACUACAAGGUGUGGUUCAGGCGUGGCGUCAACUCCCACAAUCCCUGUGGCUCCGGCUGGAUCAGCAUCGGAGGCGAGAUGUUGAUGGUGGAUGUCGGACUCAAUGACCAGGUUUGGGCGGUUGGUGAAGACCGCGGCCUGUAUUUUAGAAUCGGUGUGACUCCGUCUGAACCCAGUGGGAACGGCUGGAUCCCUGUUUCUGGCCAGUGGGGCAACAAUAAAGAAGUUAUUCCACCCAGGGAGGACCGUGAGUUCAGUGGGCAGCUGACUGAAGCCUCACAAGCUUCAGUUCUCAGCUGCACCGAUUCAGACUCUGAAUUAGGCCCGGCUGAACCUCAGAACAUCACCUCGGACGCCCCGGUUCUGGAGGCACAAGCUCCCUCUGUGGUCCCCUUAGGAGCCGCCGACUCACCUCCACCUCCCCAGGAAGCAGAUGAAACUCCCUCAGCCCCCCAGAAAGAUGCGCCCAAACCCUUCAUCCCCGCCAGCGACAGCUUCAUCAACAGUUUAGUCUCCGACCGCGACAGAAGCGCAGCAUCGCAGCCGUCCAUCGCAGAGCUCCCGCAGCAGGAGAGUGAGGAGCUGUCGCCGGCCCCGAUACUCCUGACCCCCGAGGCUGCCGGACACGACGUCCCCUGGAUGAACGUGGACCUGGAGGGGGCCGAGGCGGCUCGGAGCGCCCAGGCUGCAGGGGCAUCACUGGGAGACGGCGCUGCAGCUGCAACUUAUGCUCUGGGAACUCUGGAGGACUCCCAGGGCGUCGGGGAGGAGGACGGGCCGGUGUGGACUUGGAUCUCUGGUGGAGGAUGUGAUGUGGAUGCAAGUUCACAGAUCAGCUGGCUGAGUCCGACAGGUCCUCUCACCAGCUCCCUGUCGCUGACUCCGGUCCAAUCAGCCGCCUGGAGCGAUCAGCAGCAGCAGCAGCAGGAUCACCGAGAGGAGAUCAGCAAGAAACCGCUGGAGAGAAGCAACUCGGUUUGGGUGCGUAAAGGAACAUUACGAUGGUGGAGGGACUGGAAACCUCAGCGCUGGGUCGACGUGGGAGUCGCUCUGGAACAGUCCACCAGGUCUGACGGCAGGAAGGACAGCAUUUUCUUCGUCUACUACACCCAGUAUGACGAGAAAAAGUUCCUUCAUGUGUUCAUAAACGAGGUGACGGUUCUGGUUCCGGUGCUCAGAGACUGCCACCACGCCUUCGCUGUGUACACUCCUGAAAGGACCAAACAGAGGUGGCCUCUGGUCCUGGCAGCACAGACUGAGAAGGACAUGGAAGACUGGCUGUGCUUGUUGUCUGACUGCUGCUGUGAGUGUCGAGGGAUCUCGGGUCCUCCGUCCAGACAGGCCCUGUGGUCCACCACGUCGAAGGGGGACGUCAUGGUCCACGAUCCGGCCUUCUCCCUGGAGGCGGCUGCACACACCAUGGCCUGUGACCUCAUGUUUUGGCGGCAGGUUCCGGGUCACCUGCGCUGCGUAGAGUCCAACAGUCUGGGGCUGGUGUGGGGCAUCGGGUGGGACGGCACCGCCUGGGUCUACAGCGGGCCCGGCUCGGGAGAUGCGGCUCAGAUGCAGCAGCAGACUGACAUCAGGAGUGUCCACGUCUACGAGAACCAGAGAUGGAACCCCAUGACCGGAUACACCGACAAAGGACUUCCUACAGACCGACCCAUGUGGAGCGACGAGAGCGGAUUAAAGGAGUGCACCAAAGGAAACACACAUCCACCUUCUCCUCAGUGGUCCUGGGUGUCAGAGUGGGCCGUGGACUUCAACGUCCCUGGAGGAACCGACAAAGAAGGCUGGCAGUACGCUGCAGAUUUCCCCACGACGUUUCACGGCCACAAAACCAUGAAGGACUUUGUGAGGCGCAGGAGAUGGACGAGGAAGUGUAAGAUCACGAUGAGAGGUCCGUGGCAGCAGGUCCCGCCCAUCCGUCUGAGUGACAUCUCUCUGAUGCCCUGUCUGGCUCAGAGCCGGAUGGAUCAGGUCCCCGUCUGGGCCCUCAGCGAUAAAGGAGACGUCUUGUGUCGGCUGGGAGUCAGUCAGCAAAACCCAGCGGGCAGCUCGUGGCUCCACGUCGGCACAGAUCAGCCCUUUAAGUCCAUCUCCAUCGGCGGAGCCAGUCAGGUUUGGGCGAUUGCAAAGGAUGGAGCCGUUUUCUACAGAGGAUCAGUUUCUCCACAAAACCCUGCAGGAGAAUGCUGGUACCACAUCCCCUCUCCUCUGAGACAGACCCUCAGGCAGCUCUCUGUGGGGAGGACUUCUGUCUUUGCUGUGGAUGAAAACAGUAACCUGUGGUACAGACAGGGCCUCACCCCCAGCUACCCUCAGGGCUCCGCCUGGGAGCUCAUCUCCAACAACGUCACCAAGGUUUCUGUGGGACCGCUGGACCAGGUGUGGAUCAUCGCAGACGGAGUUCCAGGUUUCCCCUCGGAGACUCCCGGAGCCGUCAGCCACAGACUGGGGGUCGGACCGAUGCAGCCCAAAGGCCAGUCCUGGGACUACGGCAUCGGGGGAGGAUGGGAGCACGUCAGCAUUAGAGGAAACUCCUCAGAGGCCCCUCGUGGCCCCCAGGCUCUUCCAGGUGGCCCCUCACGGAGCCCCGCCCCCCAGAGGAGCCCCGCCCCCCAGCGGCCUCCGGCUCAAGUGAAUGGAAGCGCUGUGGUCGUGUAGCUCCUCCCAUCUCCUCCUCCUCCUGCAGCCCUGUUUGUGCCUGGACCCCCCAUCCGUCUCCUCGGACCCUCAUCCCUUCAUGGAAAGGGAACGCACAAAUAACACGACUGACAUUAGACCGACUGUACGUUUGGGUUGGAUCCGAUCCAUGGAUGAACGUUGCUCUCUUAAACGAAGGAUAGACCUCCAUCUUCAUAAAACGUGAGCGCAUGUGUUUGCUCUUACAAAGCUUUGGGGUUCACUGGGAUCUAGCAAUAGCUUUUAUUCUAAUAAACAGGGCGGGUUUCUGCUGAAGGGCUAAGGUUCGGUUACCAAAUGAACUUCAAACUCACACCGUCCCGCUGUAAACGUACCGGUUUGUAGAAUCUUAUUCUGUUUGUUUUUGUGUCUGAUUUGCCUGUCAUACACCUGCAUGUGGUUAUAUUUAUUUAUUUAUUUAUUUAUUUAUUUAUUACUCUGCUAAGGAACGUGGUGGAGUUAUGUGAUGACCACUGUACGUUUGUUUGUCCGUCUGUCUGUCUGUUAGCAACAUCACUCAAAAACAGACCAACAGAUUUGGAUGAAAUUUUCAGGGAAGGUCAGAAAUGAUACAAGGACCAAAUGAUUAGAUUUUGGCAGUGAUGCAGCUUAUAGUCUGGAUCCAUGGAUUUGUUCAAAAUUUCUGUAUCAUUGCCAGAUAGCAGCACGGCGUCACUGUAACCAUGACAACAAGUGAACGCUACAUCAGCUGCUUGCUGAUGACCACAUGAUUGUGAUCCUACUACAAAUCCACCACUGUGGACUUAUCAGGAUUUAUCCAUUGGAAAUGAUCCAAGGAACAACUGAUUAAAUUGUGGGGGUGUUUCUGAGUCCCAUCAAUUCCCGCCGCCUUCUACAUAUUUAGAUCACAUGAUUCAGUAUCUGUACAUAACGUACACAUGCAGAACACACACCUGAUGCUGUGAUUUCUGCCACGAGUCUUUUAAAGAUUUCAUCUGUCAGAAAUGAUACGACUGAGCAGCCUUGGCGGAGUACUGCGCUCUCUGAGUGCUUUUCAUAUUUAACAUGCACUUAUUUUGUUCCUCCAUUUAUUUUUGGUCUGUUAUACGUUUGCGAUGGAGUGGUUUUUUGUUUUUUUUCUCGCCCAUCUUGCUCUGACAAGCCUUCCUGAUACUGAGGGGUAAAAAUCUGAGAUACUGUCUGAAAACAUUUUGCUCUUUACCACCAGAUAAUACCUCUCUAUCUUCCUGCAAUAAUAAUAAAAAGUAUUAUACCCAUCCACAUAACAGCUACAACCGAGACUGUUGACACUGCAGCAGGUCUGGAUGUCACCAUGACCGGACAGUCAUCCUACAAGGGCAUUGAAAUGUGAAAUAAAAGUCUAAAAAAUA
This is a messenger RNA of Amphiprion ocellaris (clown anemonefish), 5212 nucleotides long. It is a transcript of the gene tecpr1b, whose product is annotated as tectonin beta-propeller repeat containing 1b. The transcript has 26 exons. NCBI's taxonomy places the organism in Eukaryota, Metazoa, Chordata, Actinopteri, Pomacentridae. Gene Ontology annotation, cellular component: membrane. Bases 255 to 3842 code for a protein of 1195 amino acids. The record is from RefSeq and is a predicted model, not a curated record.